GAGUAGAAAACUAUAAAAAAAAACUAUUGUGGUUAUAUUUGCAAUAACUAAGGAAAUAGAGGGGCUAAAUCAUAAAAUAUAAAAACAACUGAUAUGUCCUUGCUCCUAAAACCCUUAAAACCCUAGUGGCCUCCGCGGAUCACGGAAUCUUCGAUUCUCUUGUUUCAGCGUUUGUGCGGUUCAACGUUCAACUGAUCUUAUAUGUUCCUUAGUAAGUUAAUAUCAUCUCUAUCUUCGCUUUCUCUUAACCCUAGCACGAGAGCGACUAGGUUUCUUGUUCAGAACGCUCCAAAGCUCAUCCAACCUUUAAGAACUCGAGCCUUCUCCGGGAGCUCAGGGUUCGAUGGAUUCGGAGACGACGACAACGGUUGGGACAUCCCAACGGGAGGAGACUCGUUAGGUGGUGGUACAGGAUCAGACGAUCUUGGUUGGGACAAUAAGUCAAUGUGGUCAACUGGUUUCACCACAGAACAUUUCGAUGGUGUCUCCGUUGGUCGUAAGAAAAACACAAACCCUUCUACUUCCGACAACACCGGUUCUGAUGAUACUGGUGACGUAAUGAGCAAGUUGGGUCCGAGAGAAGUGGCUAUGGUCAACGAGAUGAAUGAGUAUGAUGAUUUGCUAAAAGAGAUUGAUCAAGAUAAAUAGAUUAUUUGUAUUCUAGUAAUAUUGUUAGUUAAAAGAUCUAAAUACAAUUACUAGGGGAUAGGUUGGUGAUAUUUAUACCUCAUUGCAGGUUCUUUGUUUCGCAUGACCGGGAGUUUCAUGUGGCCUCACUCAAGUACAACCCUGGUUUCAAGGUCAUGCCAGAAGGAUGGGAGGGUACAAUCAAAGAUAUAGAUGAAGUCCAUUAUGAGAUCUCAAAGAAAGAAGAUGACAUGCUUUAUGAAGAAUUCGUGCAAAGGUUUGAGUUCAACAAA
Molecule: messenger RNA, 920 nt
Organism: Brassica napus (rape)
Lineage: Eukaryota; Viridiplantae; Streptophyta; Magnoliopsida; Brassicales; Brassicaceae
Product: protein GAMETE CELL DEFECTIVE 1, mitochondrial-like
Exons: 1
Coding region: 202-648 (148 amino acids)
Source: RefSeq, a predicted model, not a curated record